CAUCAGGAGCCAUACUCAAGACAGAGACGGUGAACAGCAGAUCUGCCUACAGCCACUACUAUGAACUCAGUCACUGCCUUCGUUGCCUGCUUGCUUAUCCUAGGUGCACAAGGACAACCAGGCAGCAAAUCUAAUAAAUGCAAGUGUUACAGUUACAUUGGCAGGAUCAGCCCAAAGCUCAUCAAGGCUGAGCCAGUGAUACACUACCCAAGUAUCUUCUGUCCACAUACAGAGAUCAUUGUCACCACAAAAGCAGAUAUGAAGAAGUGUGUGAAUCCAGAGUCCCCACUUGGACGACACAUUCUAAAAAAUCACAACAAGCAAGGGAAGAAAGGAGCUGUAAGCACCACGACUGCUGGUCAGAGUACUGCUGCAAUCUAAACAAGACACUGCACGACCUACAAGCUGCACUCCUACUGCACAGCAGAAGUGACACCUGGUUGUUGACCUAAAAGAAUUCAUUCAGUCUCACCGGAAAUACAAGAAAGCCAAUAUUCUUUAUGAUUACUCUGCAAUUUUUGUUCCCCUUGCAUGUGUGUGUACAUAUAUAUAUGUACAUAUAUGUUUUGUAUAUAUAUAUAUAUAUAUAUAUAUAUAUAUAUAUAUAUAUAUAUAUAUAUAUAUACAUGUACACACACACACACACAUAUAUAUAUAAACAUAUGUAUAGUCUAGACUUGAACCUUUUACAUUUUUGUAAAUAUGCUUUUUUCCUUACUAAAAUAAAACCCAUGUG
Messenger RNA from Oreochromis aureus, 736 nucleotides. Its product is annotated as C-X-C motif chemokine 10-like. Gene Ontology annotation, biological process: inflammatory response; antimicrobial humoral immune response mediated by antimicrobial peptide; chemokine-mediated signaling pathway. Gene Ontology annotation, cellular component: extracellular region. The record is from RefSeq and is a predicted model, not a curated record. Bases 61 to 381 code for a protein of 106 amino acids. The transcript is spliced from 4 exons. Gene Ontology annotation, molecular function: chemokine activity; CXCR chemokine receptor binding. NCBI's taxonomy places the organism in Eukaryota, Metazoa, Chordata, Actinopteri, Cichliformes, Cichlidae.